AUGACGAAUUCGACGACAAAGAAAGAAUGCACUUCUCACGAAGCGUGCUACGACCAGCGUGAACCGCAAGCUUGGUGCAGAUUGGACGAGAAUCAGUCGUGGACAGACAAAGGUUGCUUCUGUGAUGAUAAAUUGCAUUCAUGCGUUAUCGAAAGAAAGAACAGUGGCAAGUUGGAAUAUUCGUAUUGUGCGCCUCAAGAAAGUUGGCAAUGCUCGUAA
This is a messenger RNA of Brugia pahangi, 219 nucleotides long. The record is from the annotation of a GenBank genome assembly. NCBI's taxonomy places the organism in Eukaryota, Metazoa, Nematoda, Chromadorea, Rhabditida, Onchocercidae.